Molecule: messenger RNA, 1369 nt
Organism: Coregonus sp. 'balchen'
Lineage: Eukaryota; Metazoa; Chordata; Actinopteri; Salmoniformes; Salmonidae
Source: the annotation of a GenBank genome assembly
AGAAAGCACCAGAGUGCGUGAAGGAAAUGAUCGGGCUGAUCAAGCAGCAAAAGAUGCAGGAGGAUACAAUGCCCAGCAGAUGGUGCAACGAGCCACUCAAGGACAGGAGGAGUUGACGACAGACACAGUAAGACAGUUGCAAGAAGCAGCAGGCGCUUACGAACAGAACGUAUGGAGCAGACAGGGAGCAAGGCAAGACCAUCAUGGGAUUUGGAGAUCUCACACAAGAAAAACAGUGGGACCUGCAAAACUCCUCAGAUCAAUCUUAAGGGAAGAGCAUGAGAAGGCUCAUGGAGGAUGGAAAAAUGUCGCAAAAUCAGUUGAGAAAGCAUGGUGGCAUCCACACAUGUUGGACAUGGCAAGAGAGACAUCAGAGAGCUGUGAAGUGUGCAAACAAUACAACAACAAAGUGUCACUUGGAGCAGUGAUAGGCAGCUUCCCAAUACCUGAUGCACCAUUUCAAGACAUUUGCAUAGAUUACACGGACAUGGGACAGGACAACAAAGUGGAAGGAAAAAGGUACCUGUUAGUAAUGGUGGACAGAUUCACCAGAUGGGUGGAAGCCAUCCCCACAGCAAGAGAAGACGCAAAGGCCGUGAUUAAGUGGCUGAGGCGAGACCUCAUUCCAAGGUUCGGGGUCCCGCGAAUGGUCCGUUCUGACAAUGGUACCCAUUUCAAGAAUAAACACCUAAGGGAGGUAGAGCAGGCCCUAGGAAUCACCCACAAGUUUGGGUCAGUAUACCACCCCCAAUCGCAGGGACUCGUAGAAAGAGCUAACCAAUCGCUGAAACGAAAAAUGGCCAAAAUCAUGGCCGGAACUAAACUGAAAUGGGUAGAUGCCCUACCCCUUGCUCUAAUGUCAAUGAGAAAUUCACCUGGGUCUGAUACCCACUUGACUCCACAUGAGCUUAUGACAGGACGCAGAAUGCCAGGGCCACCAGCAGACAAUCUUAGUAUGCCUAGGCUAGAUAUUGCAAAAAUCAGAUAUACAGACUACAUGCAGGCACUAAUUUCUCUUGUUGAAAGAUUGUCUAAACAGGUGGUGGAAGUGCGCACUCCUGCUGUUGAAACCACGGACGAGAACAGAGACAUCCUGGUAGGAGAUUGGGUGAGAGUGAAGGUGCAUUCCAGGAAGUGGACGGAGCCAAGGUGGGAAGGGCCUUUUCAGGUGAAAGAGGUAUCAAGUCACUCGCUGAGGGUAAACACGAGUAAGAGGGACGUGUGGUACCACAGAACACAUUGUGCCAAAGAUAUAGUUCCAGGAAGAACUCUAGAUCAAGUACAACAGGACUUGGCUGCAGACGGGGAGGAUGUUAUGGUUACUAGCGGGGCUGGCCCUAUGGGGAACAGUGACAUCCAGUCAGUAUCA